ACUCGGUACGUCACCCCAUGACAGAAAUGGGGGGCGGCGGACACCGAUGCCGUCCGGCUUGUGGCGGACAAAACGUUUAGAGUUCGACUGAUAAAGUGCAUUUUGUACAAGUCAACUAAGUUUGUUUUCCCAUUUGCUCAUCUGCUUCACUGAUCACCUCUUUUAAAUAAGCAGCGGGAGCCCUGUGAUUCUCUCACUCUCUCUCUACCUGCCAUCUCUUCAAGAUCCCUCUUUUUCUCAUUACAAGUGACGCCUCUGCAGGAGAGAGAGUAGAAGAAUGAAUAUACAUAGCCCCAACAAGAGGUAUCACCCAAAAAUGGCUAAGAAAAUCUACCUCAAACCUACUUUAGUUACCGUCUUAACCCUCGUCGCUCUCUACGCAGGUUUCACCGUCUUUCUCUCUCAUCCUCCACCCUCCGUUUCAACCCUUUCUGAUCCUUCUUCUUCUCGCUCUCUGUCUAUCCUCAAUUCGGGAGAUCCCAAAAAAACUACGGUUAGGGUUUACAUGUACGAUCUCCCCAAACGCUUCACGUAUGGCGUAAUUGAGAGCUAUCUUCGCGCUCGCGGAACCCCAAAUGCGCCAUUUCGAUAUCCAGGAACGCAACACAGUGCAGAGUGGUGGCUUUUUGCUGACCUUUUGAGAGAAGUUCGGUUGAAUUCUCCCGUAGUUAGAGUUUUGGAUCCCAAAGAAGCUGAUCUCUUCUAUGUACCAUUCUUCUCUUCUUUGAGCCUUGUUGUGAAUCCAAUUAGGGCAUCGAAUUUUGGCAAUGGGCACGUUUACAGUGAUGAGGAGAUGCAACAGGAGUUGAUUGAUUGGUUAGAAAACCAGGAAUAUUGGGAGAGGAAUAAAGGGAGAGACCAUGUUUUUGUUUGCCAAGAUCCAAAUGCACUUUACAGGGUUCUGGAUAGGAUCAAGAAUGCGGUUCUCUUGGUUUCCGAUUUUGGGAGGCUGAGAGCUGAUCAGGCGUCGUUUGUGAAGGAUGUGGUGUUACCUUAUUCACAUAGGAUCAAUUCCUUUAAUGGGGAUGUUGGUGUGGAAGGGAGGAAAUCGCUAUUGUUCUUUAUGGGGAAUAGAUAUCGCAAAGAGGGGGGAAAGAUUCGUGAUACUCUCUUCCAAAUACUGGAGGAAGAGGAAGAUGUCAUUAUAAAACAUGGGACACAAUCGAGGGAAAGUCGAAGAAUGGCAACACAAGGCAUGCACACUUCCAAGUUUUGUCUGCAUCCAGCUGGUGAUACCCCUUCAGCAUGUCGCCUGUUUGAUGCAAUUGUUAGCUUGUGUGUGCCAGUCAUCGUCAGUGACUUUAUUGAGUUGCCUUUUGAAGAUGCCAUAGACUACACAAAAAUAGCAAUAUUUGUUGAUUCUGCCUCUGCUAUUCAGCCAGGAUACUUGACUUCAAUGCUUGGGGGAAUAAGCGAAGAGGCGAUUGUACAAUAUCAGAGAGAGCUUAAAAUGGUGAAACGGUAUUUUGAGUACGAGGAUGUGAAUGGCACAGUAAAUGAGAUUUGGAGACAAGUCUCUAUGAAGCUUCCACAAAUCAAAUUGAUGAUUAACCGUGAGAAGCGCCUUGUCAAGAGAAAUAUGACCAGUCCAGAUUGCUCAUGUGUUUGUUCAAAUCACAGCUCUUCCGUUGGCCCUCUUUUUUGAUACCCAAGUAUUCUUGACAAUUGUCCCUGCUCAUUAACUCUCGGAGCAAAUUCCUUUAUUCUUUGCCCACUCAAAACCUUUGCAUGAUGAAUGACUCACAACAAUGGUGGCCCAUAAGCAAUUUGGAGUCUUCGCCUCAAAGAAUAAGGUAAGAGUGGCUGUUGACAAUGGUCCCUCCUUUGUUUAGAUUUUUUUUUUUUGGCCACCAGCUUUGUGUGGUCGAUUAAAUCCAAAUAUAUUUGUAAUCGGUAUCGAUC
This is a messenger RNA of Amborella trichopoda, 1902 nucleotides long. RefSeq names its product Exostosin family protein (gene ARAD1). NCBI's taxonomy places the organism in Eukaryota, Viridiplantae, Streptophyta, Magnoliopsida, Amborellales, Amborellaceae. Gene Ontology annotation, molecular function: glycosyltransferase activity. The record is from RefSeq and is a predicted model, not a curated record.